Messenger RNA from Carlito syrichta (Philippine tarsier), 791 nucleotides. RefSeq names its product ABRA C-terminal like (gene ABRACL). The transcript has 3 exons. The coding region runs from base 145 to 390 and encodes 81 amino acids. Gene Ontology annotation, biological process: regulation of actin filament-based process. The record is from RefSeq and is a predicted model, not a curated record. NCBI's taxonomy places the organism in Eukaryota, Metazoa, Chordata, Mammalia, Primates, Tarsiidae.
UCCUCCUCCCAGACGUUUUUCUCUUUGCCUCGGCCACUUCCUUCCUCAGCCUCUUCCUCGCCAGUGCAUUGAGAAAGAUUAGCGGGUCGGGACCCACGCGGUAGCGGUUCCUCAUCGGAAAAGAGCGCGAGCCGAGAGGCAGCAAUGAAUGUGGAUCAUGAGGUAAACCUCUUAGUGGAGGAAAUCCAUCGUUUGGGUUCAAAAAAUGCCAAUGGAAAGUUAAGCGUGAAAUUUGGAGUCCUCUUCCGAGAUGACAAAUGUGCCAACCUCUUUGAAGCAUUGGUGGGAACCCUCAAAGCUGCAAAGCGAAGGAAGAUUGUUACGUACCCAGGAGAGCUCCUUUUGCAAGGUGUUCAUGAUGAUGUUGACAUUAUAUUGCUGCAAGAUUAAUGUGGUUCACAUAUCUUUGUGUAUUACCAUUUUUUUUGUUUCUGGUAAACUGGAAUAUAAAGUCAAAGAUCAAACAUCUGGGCAUACGUCAUGUAUUUUUUAUAGAACUUUGUAAACAAAAGCAGACUCAUAUUUUAGAAGUCUGUCCUUUUUAUAUCUUGAAAGAAAACAUGUAUCACACUGUAAAAUAAGCAAAUGAUAUUGUUUUUCUCAGGUUGUGAAACGCAGGCAAUAAGGCUUUUUGUAUGUGGGGGGGGCAGGGGAGUGUUUGUUUCAUAAAUCAUUCUUAGACAAUUUCUACAAAUAUUUGACAUUCUGUGAAAACAAGAAGCAAGCUGAAGCUCAACUCCCAUAAGAAAUAUUAUGCUUGUGUAAUAAAGACAUAUAAUUGUCUUAAAAUU